Schistocerca serialis cubense is the source of this 1122-nucleotide messenger RNA. Its product is annotated as 52 kDa repressor of the inhibitor of the protein kinase-like. Lineage: Eukaryota; Metazoa; Arthropoda; Insecta; Orthoptera; Acrididae. Gene Ontology annotation, molecular function: zinc ion binding. The record is from RefSeq and is a predicted model, not a curated record. Gene Ontology annotation, cellular component: nucleus. Bases 145 to 1107 code for a protein of 320 amino acids. The transcript has 8 exons.
CUUUGGUUGUGCUGUACUCUGUAGUACUAAUACGUUGCACUGCAAAUCAAGAAGAAUUGAAGAUUCCGAAGAUCUUUGCUCAACAUGGAGUGAUUGUAGUUGAGUAUAUUGGAUAAUGUUUAUAAGCGUUUGUUUUGGUUUGAAAUGUCGGUAUCUUGUGCCUUAAAGUCUUGCGUAGCUCAUGAAGGCAACCACGACACGUUGGAACUACACUUUUUCCCGUUCCCGGAGGACGCAGAAAUAUGUGAACUGUGGAUUAAGAAAUGCAACAGAUUUGACUUGCUUGGCAAACCGUAUAGCGAAAUUCACCGUACGCUAUACCUCUGUGAAAGACAUUUCAGUGAAGACGCAUUCGAAUCGCCGAAUGUUCUAAAACCUAACGCUGAACCAAGUGUUCUUAUUGAAGACAUUACGUCUACUCUAAAUCUCGAUAAACCUGGGAACACAAUGGGCCCUGAAGUAGUAGUUAUUCCUUAUACCAUCUCUGCCAGUGAAGAGGAAAUUGUGGAAUAUGGAGGAGGGGAAAUCAAAGAAGAAGAACAGGAAGUUGCGGAAAUAGAAACACGUUAUGAAAUAGCAGAAGGUGAUGUGUAUAUUGAACCAUUGGGGGAAAACACAUCUGAACAAGGAGAACAACAAGAAAACCAGUAUGAAAUAAUUGAUGAAAAUGUCUUCGUCAGUCAAGAAACUGUGCAAGAGAAUAACGAGACAGCGGCUGACGAUUCAAAUAUCAAUAACUGCCUGGAAAUUCAGAAGUCGAAUGUUGUGGGGAUAAUAGUCGAAGAAAAUUCCUAUGACAGAGAUGAUUGGCAACAAGGUCAAGAUACAGCUCUUGCUAACAUAUUGUGUCGAAUUUGUGCAUCAGAAGAAAUAGAACUAGUUCCUGUGUUUGGAGAGAAGGGUGAAGAGCUACAGUUAAUAGAAAAGAUAAAAUGGCAUCUUCCAAUUGAGGUCAGAGAAGAUGAUAAACUUCCACUACAGAUAUGUAUAACAUGUAUUGAUAAAUUAAACUCGUGUCAUGAAUUAGUCAGUUCUUGCUUGGAAGCUGAUGCAAAGUUACGAAAAUUAUUCUGCAUUGAAGAUGAAGAAUCCAUUGAAAUAACCUGAUGAUUCCACUCACGG